CAUUCCUUGCCGGGCCCCUCAUCAAAGGAGGGGGACUCGGGGGGCUGCACCCUAGUCCGCCCUCCUUCCCUCCCUCCCACCCAGCUUGCGCCGCGCCGCUCUUGGCUUGGAUUCCGGGAGGGCAGCGGCGCGCACCAGUGUCCCCGGAGUCCUCAGUCCUGCCCCCCGAAGUGGAGAUGUGCGAGAGGCAGUCGUGAGCCCCGUGGCAGCCGGCACCAUGCGCCUCCGGCCGCUGCCCCUCGUCGUGGUCCCCGGCUUGCUGCAGCUGCUAUUUUAUAGCGACAAUAAACAAGUGGUGCAUGCUACAGAGGGGCUGGAUUGGGAAGACAAAGAUGCUCCCGGGACAUUGGUUGGAAAUGUUGUGCACUCAAGGAUCAUCAAUCCUCUGCGCCUGUUUGUGAAGCAGUCUCCAAUCCCAAAACCUGGACACCUGGAGUACGCAGACAGCAUGGAAAACUUUUGGGAUUGGCUAUCCAACAUCACAGAGGUUCAGGAACCUUUGGCAAGAACUAAACGGAGGCCAAUAGUCAAAACCGGAAAAUUUAAGAAAAUGUUCGGUUGGGGUGACUUCCAUUCCAAUAUUAAAACUGUCAAACUCAACCUGCUCAUCACAGGGAAAAUUGUUGACCAUGGAAAUGGCACCUUCAGUGUCUAUUUCCGACAUAAUUCCACAGGCCUGGGCAACGUUUCAGUGAGUUUGGUCCCCCCCUCCAAAGUGGUGGAAUUUGAAGUUUCCCCACAGUCCACCUUGGAAACCAAGGAAUCCAAAUCUUUCAAUUGUCGCAUUGAGUAUGAAAAAACAGAUCGAGCAAAGAAGACUGCCUUGUGCAAUUUUGACCCAUCUAAGAUCUGCUAUCAGGAGCAAACUCAGAGCCACGUAUCUUGGUUGUGCUCCAAGCCCUUCAAAGUAAUUUGCAUUUACAUUGCCUUUUACAGUGUUGAUUACAAACUUGUGCAAAAAGUCUGUCCUGACUACAAUUACCAUAGCGAGACCCCAUAUUUAUCUUCUGGCUGAAUCUUUCCACAGCAAUGGAAAUGAGAGACAUGUGUAUAAUUAAUUAGAAUGACCAAGAACAAAGCACAGCUCUUCAUGGUAAAAGAUCCUGUUUGUUACUUCCUGGCUAAGUGAACUUAGUGGCCAGCAAGGUUUCCAAAUUAAAAAUAAAAGGGGUGAGGGGACAAUGAAAUAAUCUUUAAAUCUAAAAUGUAUUUGUUUCCAUCAUAAUAUAGAGUCAGUCUGGUUAUGAAGGCAUUACAAGUAGGAUAACUAACUUUGGGAAAUAGUGUUGUUUCUCCAAAAGAGACAUCAGUGGUAGCAACACAAGAAAACAGGAAAAGAUUAUGCAUGUGAUAAAUUUUGCUCCUGAAAUGGGCUUGCCUUUGAGAUAUGAUUUGGAAGGUUACCUUAAAAAUAGCAGUUUCAGUAAAGUAACUGAAAAGAUUGUAUUUGAUAGAUGAGUCACAUUUCUGACAUCAAAUUCUUUUUUUAUUGCUGCAUUUCCCCCUACAUCUGUGCUGUUAUUGAUAUGAGAAAUGAAGGGGUAAAAUUUGUUUCAAAAGUCGUGUGUGAAGUUGCAGUGCCACUGUGGAACUAAAUACAUUAUUAUUUGAGCUAGAGUUGAAUGGAAAGUAAUUUAAAUAGCCCAGUGCUUGCUUAUCACCGUUGUUGUGAUUCUAAUCUAAAUAAUGAUUUUGUAUAUUGGCAAAGCAGAUCUGAAGACGUCAGUUCAACAAAAAUAAAGAUCACAAUGACAAAUUCAAUGCUGUGAGUCAGUCAAGUCUAUUUUAUAUCAGUUUUC
This is a messenger RNA of Suncus etruscus (white-toothed pygmy shrew), 1799 nucleotides long. It is a transcript of the gene NXPH2, whose product is annotated as neurexophilin 2. Bases 218 to 1015 code for a protein of 265 amino acids. The transcript has 2 exons. Gene Ontology annotation, molecular function: signaling receptor binding. The record is from RefSeq and is a predicted model, not a curated record. Lineage: Eukaryota; Metazoa; Chordata; Mammalia; Eulipotyphla; Soricidae.